Molecule: messenger RNA, 2009 nt
Organism: Rosa rugosa (rugosa rose)
Lineage: Eukaryota; Viridiplantae; Streptophyta; Magnoliopsida; Rosales; Rosaceae
Exons: 1
Coding region: 144-1859 (571 amino acids)
Source: RefSeq, a predicted model, not a curated record
CGCAGUUGAGACCAAAAAGAAGAUAAAUGGCCAGACCAGCCUAUGACGACGAUCCCAAAUGCUUUUACUGAAAUUCCGAAAAACCCUUAAACCCCUCGGAGUGAGUGAGUGAGACCCAGAAAGAAAGAAAGAAGGGAACUUGAAUGGAAGAAGCAGAGGCAUUACAGCUAAAAUGCGCAGCAGAAGCCAAAUACAAAGAGUCCAACUUCAAGUCAGCCCUGAAAUACGCCAAGCGAGCGCAUCGCCUGAGCCCGAACCUGGACGGCGUCUCCUCCAUGGUCACCGCCUUCGAGAUCCUCCGCACCGCCCACAAGAACGCCCCCCCAAAUCCCCCCAACUGGUACAAGAUCCUUCAGGUAGAGCCCUUUGCCCACAUCAACACCAUUAAGACCAAGUACAAGAAGCUCGCUUUUCUUCUCCACCCUGAUAAGAACCCCCAUUUGGGCUCCGACGAGGCCUUCAAGCUUGUAGGGGAGGCCUUUCGGUUCCUUUCUGAUAGGAUUAGGAGGAAGGAGUAUGAUAUGAUGCUUAGGAUUAAGAUUCAGGAUAGGAAGAUGAGGGAGAGUGGGGGUUUAGGGUUUGGGGAGACGUUUUGGACGGCGUGCUCGACGUGCCGGCUUUUGCAUCAGUUUGAGAGGAGGUAUUUGGGGCAUAAUUUGGUUUGCCCUAGCUGUAAGAAGAGCUUUGAGGCCGUGGAGGUUGAGGGCGGGGACAAUGCUGGGGUUAGGAGUAGUGAGAGGUUGAGGAAAAUGGGCGGUGAAGGAUUUAGAGGGAGUGGUGUUGGUGGUGGGAAUGUGGAGAAGGAAGUGAGUGAUGGUAACGGUGAGUUGAGGAGGAGGUUGAGGAAGAGAAUGAGUAGCGUAGGAGAGGUGAUGGAGAGGUGUGAAACGAAGAAGGCGAAAGUAGAUGAGGAAAGGAUGACAUUGGCGGAAUUGCAGUUGGAGAUCAAGCAAAAGGCACAGGAGCAGAAGAAGAAGUUGAUGAGGAAGGAGAAGGAGAAGGAUGCAAAGAAGGGUAAGAAUUCAGAAGUUGAGAGACGCGAUGUUUUGAAGAAAGGCAAGACUUCAGAAGUUGAGAGGCGGACUGUUUUGAAGAAGGCUAAGGAUUUGGGAAGUGCUAAGAGCAGGAAAAGCAAGGGGCCAAAGAGUGAAGGUUUGGAGAGUACGGAGGAGGCGGAGGAUUCACAGUUUUAUAAUUUCAAGAAAGAUAAGCGGAGUUUUAAGAAAGGGCAGGUGUGGGCUAUAUAUGAUGAUGAUGAUGGAAUGCCGAGGAAUUAUGGUUUGGUUGAUGAAGUUGUUUCUGUCAGUCCUUUUGAGGUGAAAAUUAGUUGGUUGGAUCUUCAGAAUAAUGGGGAUCAGUGGUUGGCUUCUUGGGAGAAAAUGGGAUUGCCUGUGCCUUGUGGAAGGUUUAAAGUUACCAGGCAGACCACCACUAAUUCAGUGCAUAUAUUUUCUCAUGUCGUGGAUUGUGACAGAGCUGCAAGAGAGAUUUAUCGGAUUUAUCCAAAGAAGGGAUCAGUUUGGGCACUUUAUAAUGAAGCAGCUUUUGACGCUGAUGGAGGAAAUCUGUUGGUUAAAGAGAAGCGAUGCUAUGACAUAGUUGUGUUUCUGACGAGUUACAGUGAGAUGCACGGUUUGAGUAUGGGGUAUCUUGAGAAGGUUGACGGGUUCAACACGGUAUUUAAGAGAAGGGAGAUUGGAGCUCAUGCUAUUCGAUGUUUAGAGAAAGAUGAUGUGAGGUUAAUUUCACAUGAAAUUCCUGCAAAGAAGCUCUCCGGUAAUGAGGUUCCAAACCUUUCGAAAGACUGUUGGGAACUUGAUCCUGCUUCUCUUCCUCUGGAUUUGCUUACAUUUGGCUAAGACGAUAGGUAAAAGUUGGGAAAGUGAAAGCCUUUUCUGUAACUUCCAUCUUUUGGUUUGAGGUUCAGAGUGGAACAUGUUGGUAGUUUGUAGCAAAUGACGUUACUGCUCUUAAAUCAUAAUGUGAUUAAUUGCUGACUAUAUUCUUCU